Molecule: messenger RNA, 1628 nt
Organism: Rubroshorea leprosula
Lineage: Eukaryota; Viridiplantae; Streptophyta; Magnoliopsida; Malvales; Dipterocarpaceae
Source: the annotation of a GenBank genome assembly
GAAUGGUGGGAAUCAGUGGAGUGGGAUGAUCCUAAUGCUAAGAACCUCCUUCAACCUUUCCUGAAAUAUCAUUGGUGGUGAUUGAGGUGUGAAGCAAAUAGAGGCAAACUGCAAAGGGAGUUGUUGACAAAUCGUUCCUUUCCAGAAAUCAAAGUCGCGUGCCACCUCAUGACACGUGCCAAUAAAAACCUCUUCCUCAAUUCGUCCCUUUUGUCCUCUCUCAGUGAAAACAAUUGGGUAUUCUAGAAGAGAAAACGGUAUGUCCGAGAUUGAAACCCUAGGUGGGUAUAUUCUAGAAGACAAAGAUGACCAGCCUUUGCUGGCUCACAAACUCCAACCAAGGUUGAAGCAGAAGAGGUGGUGAAAGUUGAAAGUGGAACUAUAAAGAAGGCUGACAAUAAAGCAGUGAUCAAUACUAGCAACAGGCCUCCGGCACCCAGCACCCAAGAAGUUUCCUGCAGUAGGAAGCACUACUCCUUAUGUGGGAAGGAAAGCAGGAGACAAGAAAGCAGGGAAAGUAAAGGAUUCCAAGCAAGGCAAUAUCUCAUCGUUCUUCCAGAGAGUUAAUUUCUGCAGAUUAGCAGGAUGAGGUUUCUACUUCUUCUUCCUAGCCAUAAUUCUUCAUUGGAUCUCGUUCUUCCUUUUGGUUUGACAAUUAUAGAUCUAGUUCUUCUUCAUCUACAAUGGGAGGCCUGAUUCUCUAUAUCAACACUGGUGGUGGCAGCCUAAUUCCUGUCAACUACUGAGGAGAUUCAGCGCAGAGAGCCCAGUUCAAGUCAAUGGUUUGUGUGAUGCAAUCUGUGAUUCCUAAGGAGAAGAAAUCCUUCCGUAGAAUUCCUCCCAUGAAGAUCUUUAAAGCUGAGGUAUCAGGAGUACAAUGCAUCAAUUGAGUACUACUGGGCUUCCUUCAUACUGGAGUCUAAUUCAUACCAUGCAACAUAUCAUACUGUGCUGAGAUGAUUGGUGAACCUUGCAGCCACAGCCAAACAUGGUAGGAGCUAGAAAGAAGUUGAUGUGUUGGUGUUUGAGUGGUGGAUGCAAAACGUAACAAACCUCAGAUCAAUGCUAUGUAAGUUUCUAGUUUUCGAUCCAAGGCUAUCUAUUCCAUCCAAAUUCUUUUGGUUUUUAUGAACCUUGCUGCCAUAGCCAAACACGGCAGGAGUUAGGAAAGAGCUAUGUGUUAGUGUUUGGAGCUAUGUCUGGUGGAUGUACAAGCAUAGUAAGCUUCAGAUCAAUGUUAUGUAAGUUUCUGGUUUUCGAUCGAAGGCUUUCUAUUUCAUCGACCAUCCAAAUUCUUCUGGGUUUUGUGCUCCAAGAGCAAGUUUUUUAUUUGAAGAUACAUUUUGGAAUCCAUCAUGUUAAUCUAACUUUCUUCCUGACUUCCAUUUUCCAUUUUUCUUAUCAGUUAUGGAACACCUGGGAUUGUUCAAGAAUAUAAUGUGACAACUACUUGCAAAUUGAGAAACCUAGGCAAAUUGGUAAGAAUCCAACAUCAGUGCUCUUUGUCCCCAACACACGUGGUAUGUUUCACUUGCUGUUUUCUAUUAAGAAACAUCCCAAAUCCCCAAAUUAUGAAGAUGAUGAUAAUAUAGGGAGCUAUCAAGCUGUUAUAAACCAUUUUUAUGAAU